Molecule: messenger RNA, 4171 nt
Organism: Dermacentor andersoni
Lineage: Eukaryota; Metazoa; Arthropoda; Arachnida; Ixodida; Ixodidae
Product: ATP-binding cassette sub-family C member 2-like
Biological process (GO): transmembrane transport
Cellular component (GO): membrane
Molecular function (GO): ATP hydrolysis activity; ATP binding; ABC-type transporter activity
Source: RefSeq, a predicted model, not a curated record
UCCUCCCGGGCGCCGGUCUACAUUCGUGAUUCAAUUGGGCAAGGUAUUAUGGGUGGACACAGUGCGAAUUUUCCUGGUCACAGCAGCCUACUACAGCUGCAUAUAUGCUCGAAUACCAGCACUCGAGUUACUGAUAAACAGCCGCGAUCAAGUCGGCAUGAUGUCGGCAGUGCUGCUCUUCGCUGCGGCCACUACCUUUGAGCUUCUGAUCUCCUGCUACCAAAUGGACGUACUCCACUUGUUUGGUGUCAGGAUUCGUUCCAUGCUUCAAGGGCUUGUAUUCAAAAAGGUGACGAACAUGUCAGCCGGCAGCAAGGCCCGCUACCCGACGGGACACAUCAGUUCCCUACUGGGCGUCGACUGCUCCCUGCUCUCCAGCUGCGCCUUCGCCAUCCCUGUGCCCCUGUUCGGAGUGCUUCUGUACCCUUUCCUCUUCUGGAUGCUUGCCGCGCGAGCCGGCGCUGUGCCGUCGCUGUGCUCGGCGGCCUGGGCCGUGCUGGUGCUGGGCUUGCCCUUUUUCGGCUCGUUUCUGCAGAAGUGCUUCUGGAAAAAGGCAACCCGAGCUCGCGACGAGCGACUUAAGGCGACGACUGACCUGCUGUCCACCAUCCGCGUGGUGAAGAUGUACGCCUGGGAAGACGCCCUGCAGGAGAAUGUGCACCGAUCCAGAGAGGUCGAGCUCAAGUGGCUUCUCAGGGUCAACCUACUGGAUGCCAUUCUCGACUGCCUCUACAACUCCACCAGCUCAGUGCUUAUGAUCAUCCUGUUCUCUACGCUCUACGUGCUGGAACCCAACAUCGUGCUCACCCCGGCACUGUCGUUCUCGUGCGUGUCACUCCUCUACAUGACUGAUCUGAGCAUGAACGGCUGCGGACAGGCGCUGAGGAAUUUCAGCCAGGGUUCGCUGGCCCUCAAGAGAAUUGCGGACUUCUGUACGGCAGAAGAACAAGAAAACAUCCUUGACUCCAGCAGCCAUUUUACAACGAGGAAAGGUUGUGUGACAAUGCAGAGAUGCUCCUUUUCGUGGGGCAAGAUUGACGAUGACCAAACGGAAGCCCAUCUUAAUGACAUCAACUUGAAUGUCGAGCCCGGAUCUCUCAUUGGUAUCGUCGGUUUCGUAGGAAGCGGCAAGUCAUCGCUACUAGCCGCAAUAUUGGGAGAUAUGCACCGCAUCAAAGGCAAGGUCACGUGCACGGGUCGUGUUGCUUUUGCACCGCAGCUUCCAAACGUGCACAACAUGACAAUUAGGGACAACAUUCUUUACGGAAAACCGAUGGACCCUGUUUUCUACGAGCAAGUGAUUCGGAGCUGCCAACUGAUGAAUGACAUCAACAAGUUGCAAGCAGGAGACAUGACCGAAGUCGGCGAGAAGGGCACGAACCUGAGUGGAGGUCAAAAGCAGCGCAUUUCCUUGGCCCGCGCUGUUUACAGCCAGAGUGACAUCUACUUGCUUGACGACCCUCUCAGUGCUCUGGAUCCGGUCGUGGGCAGCCGAGUGUUCAGGGAGGUCAUCGGAAAUCGUGGCAUGCUCAGGGACAAGACACGAAUCCUGGUCUGCAAUCAAGGGCACUACUUGCACAACAUGGACAAGCUGGUCCUCGUUGAUGCAAAGCGCAUCAAGGUGUACGACAAACUUGCAGAUCUUGUCACAGACCCGGAAUCACCGAAGAACUUCCGAGAAGCUCUCGAACAGCGCAAAUCACGAGAUCAGAGCACAACUGGUACUGCUAACGAAGAAAUGGAAGAAAAUGACACAGUUGGACGAAUAACUCAAGAAGAGCUCGGCAGUUCCUCAAAAACAGGUUGGCAGCUUCUAGGCAUUAUGUUGCGCCUGGCUCAGUGGCCUGCCCUCGUCGGAGUGCUCGUGUUCCUGGCAGCAGCCUGUGCCUUCGCGUAUGAGCAGAUCUGGAUCAAGGAGUGGACGGACGCUUCGAGCCGCGCAGCCACAGGCUCAACAGUCGAACAACUGCCUUGGGUUCAAAUGCUGGUAUCACUGUGCGUCAUAGACGUGGCCCUCCGUAUCGUGGGGAGCGUCCUGCUGAGCCUGUCCGCGAAGCGACUGUCACGCUCUCUGCAUAAUGAAAUGCUGGGCCACGUGCUUCGAAGUCCAGUGUCCUUCUUUGACGCUUGUCCGCGCGGGAGGAUACUGAACCGAUUCUCGGCUGACAUCGACUUUAUCGACUCACGAACGUUCCUGAGCGGCAAGCAAAGCGUUCAGAACACGCUCGUCACACUCGCCAAGAUAGCGGUCAUCGGAACCCAGUCGCCCAUAGUGUUGGGUGUCACGGCUGUCGCCACCGUACUGGCCGGAUACGGAAUGAACCUGGCCGUAAAGGCUUCGCACUGCGCCCGCUUCUCCGAGAGCGUGGCAAUAUCUCGCAUGCUCCAACACGUCACCGAGACCGUCGACGCGCUGAGCAGCGUGCGAACGUACGGCGUGGCCGACCGGUUCCGGAGACACUUCUGCCGCCUCACGGACGAGACCAUGCGCGGCUACUCGAGCUUCGGAACCGCGUACCGGUUCACGCGCACGCUCACGUCGACGUCGGGGUUCGUGGUCGUCAUGUGCACGCUCCUGGCCAACACGGUGUUCGCCGGACCUGACGGACCGGACCCCAGCAGUCUCGGCCUGGCGCUGAGCUCGGCUACCUCGGUUCCUUUAUCGCUGAUGACACUGUGCGUGAUGCUGUUCAACGUGCUGCAAAUGGUCGUCUCUUUUGAGCGCUGCGUCGAGUACACCGAGCUUCCACCAGAGGACGACCUGCCGCCUACGUGGGGCGAAGAGCAGAGGGCCGCAGCUGACAAGGCCCUGUUAAGCUGGCCCAGCGAAGGCAAGGUUGAGUUCCAAAACUACUCGGCAUCCUACCGGCCCGGCGUCCUGCCUAACGUUCUCAAUGGUGUCACGUUGGUUGUGAAUCCUAAGGAGAAGAUCGGUGUUGUGGGACGCACGGGUGCCGGCAAGUCUUCGCUGGUGCUCGCCCUACUGCGCAUGCUCAGAGCGUCGGAGGGCCGCAUCCUGAUCGACAGCGUGGACAUAGCCGGAGUGCCUCUCCGGAAACUGCGGCGAAGCAUUACCGUCAUACCUCAGGAUCCCAGCUUGGUGAGGGGAACGCUCCGGAUGAACUUGGACCCCACAAACUCGCAUUCUGACAGGGAAAUUUGGCAGUGCCUAGAGCGAGCCCACUUGGCGAAGGUCGUCUCGAGUGACCCCAAGGGGCUGCUUCUGGAGACGGCAGAUGGAGGCAGCAACUUAAGCGUGGGCCAACGGCAGCUGGUGUGCCUUGCGCGGGCUUUGCUUCGCGGAACGAAGAUCCUUCUCCUCGACGAGGCUACGUCGCAGAUGGACGGGGACACCGACCAGCUCAUCCAGGUGGCGCUGAGGGACGCCUUUGCGCAGUGUACGCUCUUCACCAUCGCGCACCGUCUACACACCGUCCUCGACUAUGACCGAAUACUCGUCUUGGAGGACGGCAAGGUCAGAGAAUUCGACACCGUGCCACGUCUGUUGUCUGACAAUUCAUCGGUGUUCUACAGCAUGGCCAUCGAAGCUGGUAUCAAUAGCGCCCGAAGACGACCUGAACUUAUCAGCACCACGUUGUGAUCGGUUCUUUUUUUUUUGUGGUUGUUAUUCCGCGCACGUCGCGCAUGAGGACAAGACAGUGCUGCUUCGCUUGCGCCAUUCCUUUUCUUUGUCUUGUGCUGGUGUGCGCAAUACGCAGAUCACGCUUCACCACCUCGCCCAAACCAACUACCUUAGCAAGCUAUUAACUGCGUGUUCAUCGUCAUCAUCAUCAUGCGUGCACCACAUCAGGAAGUGGACAAGCCCGCAACGUCAUCCGCGAUGGGUUGAAGUGGAAGUUCUUAUAUUGCACAUUACAACGUAUUUAUCUUCCGUGCUCCGAGAGCGCCCCCAAGCAUGCAGCCCUCCGACGAAAGGAUCGGUGGCAAGUGACCAGCCUCGAGGAGCGGAUCCGUCCCUCAGCGUAGGCCGACAGUGAUGCAAGAGAGUUGUGCGCAUUUGUUGAAGGAUCGAGCGUUCUCCGCAGGGUGUAGAAGUGUGGAGGAGAAAUCCGUCAAAACUGGCCCUUUGGAGCUCGUCCUGGUACCCCGACUCUUAGUAGGCCGAUGACCCGUUCAUAUUUUAAUAAAGUCUUAUCACCAUCACCUUUCA